Molecule: messenger RNA, 790 nt
Organism: Ruditapes philippinarum (Manila clam)
Lineage: Eukaryota; Metazoa; Mollusca; Bivalvia; Venerida; Veneridae
Exons: 4
Coding region: 76-690 (204 amino acids)
Biological process (GO): ganglioside catabolic process; lipid transport
Cellular component (GO): cytoplasmic side of plasma membrane
Molecular function (GO): enzyme activator activity; lipid carrier activity
Source: RefSeq, a predicted model, not a curated record
CAUAUGACUUUGCAAGAUAUAGCAAAUAUUUAUAGUUAUACUGUGUCAGACUUAAUUAAAGAACAGAUAUAAACUAUGCUAAGGUUAACGCUUUACAGCAUCUGCGCGGCGGUUUUGGUUACUGCUAUAUCAUACCGUGAUUGUGUUCCUGCUGAAGAUAAGAAAUCGCAAGUGAUAUUCGUCAGUAAUUUGGCAUGGGUUCCUGAAAAACUAACAUUUCCUGGAAAUCUCAGCGUAUCGGUGAAUUUAACUUUCAAUCGUAACGUAAGCAAACCUAUUAUUGACUUCGAACUGACCAGAUAUUUAUUUGGCUUUCCGUUGAAGCUUCCCUGCAGAGAUAGUACAGUUGUGGGAACAUGUAAUAACAUUAACAUCUGCUGGUUGUUUAACCGUUCGCUACAUGACCAUGAUCCAAAAAAUUACAACAGCUAUGGUCAUAAGUUAGAGAGGAUGAUGAACAAGACGUCUGGACAUUUCUGGGAGUGUCCGAUUAAAGCAGAAAAUGUUGUUGUGGAAAAUGAACCUUUCGAAUUGACCGAACUUUCUAGCAUUGUCCAUCUUCUAGCAGAUGGUGACUACACAAUAAAGGUAAUGGCCAAAGAGAACAAAACGGGACCGAUCAUCGGAUGUAUUGAGGUCAAUGCGACAAUCACUGGCUCUGGACCGGGGUCUUCUAGUAUUUUCGGAUAAUUGUACAUCAGUCAAUAUGACAGUCGAUUUUCCUUGUUGCAUAUAAGUGCAAAAAAUCAAAUUUAAUGCAUACGAUUAAAAUAUGUCAUAAACAUAUAAA